AUGAUGAAUUCGGAAGUGAAGGAAGACAUCUUCGAUUGUAUAUUGCGACUAGAGGAAACACACAUACAGCAAGGCUUCGAAGAGGGUUACGAAGCGGGUCUUGUGUCAGGUCGGGAAGACGCUCGUCAUUUGGGUUUGAAACUUGGGUUCGAGACAGGCGAGCUGAUCGGUUUCUACAAAGGCUGCUCUUCCCUCUGGAACUCUCCUGCUCUCCUUGCUCAAUUCUCUUCUCAGCUCCAAAAGCAUCUCCAUGAGUUCCAAGGCUUGCUCGAUAAGUUCCCGCUCUUGGAUCCCGAGGACGAGACCAAAGACGAGAUCAAGGAUGAACUCAGGGUCAAAUUCAACAUCAUUUGCGCAUCUUUAGGCAUAUCCAAGAAACAAUUGGUGUACAAGGGAUACCCAAACCCUUCUUCCAAUCUCGAUUUCUAA
This is a messenger RNA of Eruca vesicaria subsp. sativa (arugula), 429 nucleotides long. NCBI's taxonomy places the organism in Eukaryota, Viridiplantae, Streptophyta, Magnoliopsida, Brassicales, Brassicaceae. The record is from the annotation of a GenBank genome assembly.